Colletotrichum navitas is the source of this 941-nucleotide messenger RNA. Its product is annotated as thioesterase superfamily protein. Lineage: Eukaryota; Fungi; Ascomycota; Sordariomycetes; Glomerellales; Glomerellaceae. The transcript has a single exon. The coding region runs from base 210 to 806 and encodes 198 amino acids. The record is from RefSeq and is a predicted model, not a curated record.
GAUAUUGACCUCUCGCUCCGCUCACUUGCAGCAUUUGUGAUUGAUGCAAUUGGAUUGGGGUCCAUCGAAACCCUCAAUGUCAAAGUCGCUCAUUUCUCCCACGUAACGUUAACGGAGCUCCAUCUGAUUCUCGCUCUCCAAAGGGAUUGAAUCCAGCCGGCACGUAGAGAUAAUAUCGACCGAAAUAAGAGAAAAGGAAAACAAGAAGCAUGGCGUCGGCCGACCCAGACGUCCAACACUUCCUCGGCAUCCCGUGGUGCGCGACGCUCCUCGACGAGCCCGGCACCAUCUGCCACACGGCGCCGUCGCGGUUUCAGAAAGCGAGCACGGAGGACCAGCUAUUCUCGACGACGCUGCGCGCGGAGGAUACAAUUGCCGCGUUCGUCAUGUUUUACAAACGGCCAUCGUCGUCGGCAUUAGAAACAGCGCCCGCCGUCGCGGCGGACGGCGAGGGCGGCAACGUCAUCCGCGAGCUCAAGGCGCUCCUCACCCUCGGCGCCGGCGUCAACGGUUUCGCCAACGUGUCGCACGGGGGCAUCGUCGCCACGGUGCUGGACGAGACCAUCGGCACCAUCUUCCCCAUCAACGAGACCGAGGGGCUGAUGCCGUCCAAGUCGUACAUGACGGCCUACCUCAACGUGACGUACGUGCGGCCCGUGAAGACGCCGCAGACGGUUCUGUGCGUCGCUGAAGUCGUGAGCAUCAAGGGGCGGAAGUGGUGGAUCCGGGGGAGGAUCGAAGACCGAGAGGGGAGGGUGCUGGCUAAGGCGGAGAGUUUGUUCGUGAGGCUGAAGGAGAAAUUGUGAGGCAGGACGCCAGGUUCUCCGGCGAGAGAGCGGGAUCGCGUCUUUGUCGCGACGUGUGUGAGGGGGUUUGGGCUGUCACAAUAGAUGUUGCGAGGUGCGUCCAUGGCAUCGACCUAGGUCUGUCUGUAAGGAGAG